Mastomys coucha (southern multimammate mouse) is the source of this 2362-nucleotide messenger RNA. RefSeq names its product doublesex and mab-3 related transcription factor 2 (gene Dmrt2). Gene Ontology annotation, cellular component: nucleus. The record is from RefSeq and is a predicted model, not a curated record. The coding region runs from base 384 to 2072 and encodes 562 amino acids. The transcript is spliced from 4 exons. Gene Ontology annotation, biological process: regulation of transcription by RNA polymerase II; sex differentiation. Gene Ontology annotation, molecular function: DNA-binding transcription factor activity, RNA polymerase II-specific; RNA polymerase II cis-regulatory region sequence-specific DNA binding. NCBI's taxonomy places the organism in Eukaryota, Metazoa, Chordata, Mammalia, Rodentia, Muridae.
GGACUGCAGUGAGUGACUCUGCGCUGAAGGCGAGCAGAGUGCGCCUGAGGCGGAGUCCUGGGUCUGGGCCCGACCUUUCCCGUCCACUUUGGACCAGAAGUGAAAAGCGAAGUGAGGAGAUCCGGGCUGCAGAGGACGGAAGAGAACCUUGCAGAAUUUGGAAUGUACGGGGCGAGGUGGCUGAGGACUUGACUCACCUCCGGCCUCUGUCCCCCAUCACCAUCCAGUGGGCUCCUGUUUCCUGCUCUCAGAUCCAAUUCUGUUUGCUCCCUCUGCUUGCAGCUCCGGGGACAGAUACUGAAGCUGGCUAUCUUUUAACUGGGUUGCUAGCCUGAGUCUGAUUCUUGAGCACGGGCAACCGAGCCGAACGACAGCCUAGUGCCAUGACGGAAGGACAGGCGGUCCCUGGAGUCGGGGACUGGGAGAUCGACGUGGAGAGCCUAGAGCUGGAGGAGAAUGGCUGUGGGACGCCGCUGCGGGCCACGCCGCAGGAACCCAGUCCGUCGGCGGCCGAUGGGGAGGAAGACGAGGACGAAGAAGAGGAGGAUGAAGAUGCGGAGGACGAGGGUGACGGCGAGGAGCCCGGCGCGUCCCCGGAGGUGCCCGGCCGCCCAGAGCAGCCCGGGGGACUGGAACCCAGGCCACCGCCCGCUGCUCAGGCGCUGCCAGCCGCCGCCGCCGCCGCCGCCCCCGAGCGCGGUGCUACCGCCGGUAGCGGCGCAGAGCCGCGCAAACUGAGCCGCACGCCCAAGUGCGCACGCUGUCGCAACCAUGGCGUGGUGUCCUGUCUCAAGGGCCACAAGCGAUUCUGUCGCUGGCGGGACUGCCAGUGCGCCAACUGCCUGCUUGUGGUAGAGCGCCAGCGCGUCAUGGCCGCCCAGGUGGCGCUCCGGAGGCAGCAGGCCACAGAGGACAAGAAGGGGCUUUCUGGGAAACAGAAUAAUUUUGAUCGGAAAGCAGUGUACCAGAGGCAAGUCAGGGCGCCGAGUUUGCUGGCCAAAAGCAUUUUAGAAGGCUAUCGCCCAAUGACGGCAGAGACUUACCUAGGUGGGACCCUUCCUCCACCCCCGCCUGUCAGUGACAGGAUGAGGAAGAGAAGAGCCUUUGCUGACAAGGAGUUGGAGAAUAUUAUGCUGGAGAGAGAAUAUAAAGAGAGGGAGAUGUUAGAAACACCUCAAGCUGCUGCCUUGUUCCUGCCCAACCGUAUGGUGCCUGGACCUGAGUACAGUUCCUACAAAGGUGCCUACAGCCCCACGGCAGGAGAGCUGCCAAGCAAGGACUUCUGUAAUUUUUUACCUACCUGUCUUGACCUCACCAUGCAGUAUUCAGGGUCUGGGAAUAUGGAACUGAUUUCUUCUAACGUCAGUGUGGCCACAACUUACAGACAAUAUCCCCUGUCCUCACGAUUUUUAGUUUGGCCCAAGUGCGGUCCCAUUAGUGACACCCUUCUCUACCAGCAAUACCUGUUGAAUGCUACCACUUCUGUCCAAGCCCUGAAGCCUGGGACCAGCUGGGACUUGAAAGGAACCCGAGUUCAGGAUGGGCUUAGUGCACAGCAUGACAUAAUGCCACCCAAACUGGAAGGCUCUCUGGUGCUGCCUCACCUGCCAGAGGUCCCAACCUCAAGAACUGACCUUCAGGCUCACCAAGUUGUCCCGGAGAGGUCUGCUUUCUCCCCACCCAGUAGGAAUUUCUCUCCCAUUGUUGAGAUGGACUGCCGGGCAGCUCAAGGGCACAUCUUAACCAAGAUCAGCAAAGAAAACACUAGGCAUCCUCUGCCACUUAAACAUAAUCCAUUCCACUCAGUAUUCCAGCAGACGCUCAACGACAAAUCAGGCCCUGAGUUGAAAGCACCAUUUGUCAAAGAAGCCUUUGAAGAGACCCCAAAGAAACACAGAGAGUGUUUGGUCAAGGAGAACCAGAAGUACUCAUUUACAAUAGACAGAUGCGCAAAAGACCUCUUCGUAGCCAAACAAGUUGGAACGAAACUCUCGGCGAAUGAGCCGCUGUCGUUUUCUGUCGAAUCUAUUCUUAAGAGGCCUUCAUCUGCUGUCACUCACGUCUCUCAGUGAAAGGCUGCUUACAAGGGAGGCUGGAUUUUCUCCAGUCUCAGAGGGUUCUUGGCAGAUGCCUUUUUUUUUUUUUAUUUUAAAGUUACGAUGUGUGUAUAAAGAAAUAGCUAAUGUUAAGUGACCGAUUCUUAAGAUCUUACCUAAUUCCUCUGCAUGUAUCUUUUCUUAUCACAUGAGUAUAUUUAAAGAUGGAAACUACUUACUGUGCAAAUUGUAAGGGUCUAUGCUUUACACAGCAUUCCAAUAAAAAUAACACCGUCUUCUAGAGACCCAGUGUUUGUUAAAGCAAA